UACAUAUGUUUGUCGGUGAUGGUUGAAUUCGGUGUUGUGUUUUAUCGUUUUGAAAAAUUCAUAUCAACUAUAUUGAAUUGUGUUUGUUGACUUGUUGGUAUUGUUCUAUCGUUGAAAUUAUUUUUCGUUGAUGGGAAAAAAGGAACGCCGUUUUUCGGAUUUCGGAAAAAAAAAUGUCGUUAACAUUACAUUUUGAAUCAUAAUUUGUGGAACGACUCGAUCAAUUUGACACACCAUACAGUUUCAUUUUCAUUCCAAUAGUAUAGUGUCGUGUCCUCGCGUACAAAAUCGCUUCGAACGCGAACAUUUCAUUUCAUUCGGUUUUAAUCUUUCCAAAAAGUGACACAUUCAACGAUAUCCUUUGAGUUAGUAACUUUCACAAGUGCACGGAGGAAAAAAGAGUAAAUUUUUGCCUAAAAGCAUUCCUUGCUGUGGGCCUCAUAAACAAUCAUUCCGCAUAAACUAUCGUCGUGGGCCGCAUUAAUAUUAUACGGGAUGGCGCAACAUGUCGUCCAUGGAAUUAAAAUGUGCGAUACGAGUGACACAAACAACAACGCAAACACGAGUUGUUUGAGUGAUGAUGGUUUGAAAAAUCGCCGACGCACUGAAACCGUGCACGAUGAUGCAAACGAUGAUUCGGCUAACUAUGAUGAAGCGGUUCCAUUUAAACCAAAAAUUCGUUGGCCUGAUUUAGCCGCACAGAUGUUCUUACACGUUGGUGCUGUGUAUGGACUAAUCUUUCAAUUUUAUACGAUACGAUUUUAUACAGCCAUUUGGUUUUUUGCUCUGAUUGUCUCGAGUGGUUUUGGAAUAACAGCUGGAGCUCAUCGGCUUUUUUCGCAUAAGGCGUAUAAAGCAAAUGCUAAACUACGUCUACUGUUGAUCUUUCUGUUUACAAUAUCCGGGCAACGUGACGCAUACACUUGGGCGCAUGAUCACCGAGUUCAUCAUAAGUAUACGGAAACUGAUGCAGAUCCUCAUGAUGCCCGGCGCGGUUUCUGGUUUGCUCAUGUUGGAUGGCUAUUUUUGACACCACAUCCAGCAGUCGUGGCCAAACGUAAAAUUAUCGAUUUACGCGACUUGGAAAACGAUCCCAUUGUUAUGUGGCAAAAGCGAAUUUAUAUUCCAUUGUUUGCUUUAAUAGCAAUCGCUAUGCCUGUGUUGGUGCCGUGGUAUUUUUGGAAUGAAAAUUUAUGGGCAUCAUUUUGGGUAAAUUUCAAUUUGCGGUUUUGUGUCACAUUAAAUGCUGCAUUUUUCGUAAACAGUGUCGCACAUUUAUACGGCAACAAACCGUAUGACCAAAAUAUAAGCCCGGUGGAAAGUUUGCCUGUUGCUUUGGCUGCAUUUGGGGAAGGAUGGCAUAAUUUCCAUCAUGUUUUUCCCUGGGAUUAUAAAACAAGCGAAUUUGGUGACUACAAGUAUAACAUAAGCACAGGAUUUAUUGAUUUCUUCGCUAAAAUUGGAUGGGCCCGUGAUCGUAAAUAUGCUUCGGCCGAUAUGAUUGCACGGCGUGUAGCAAAAACUGGCGAUGGCAGCCAUCCGAAUCACAGUCAAUAUGUAUGGGGCUAUGGUGAUACCGACAUUUGCAAAGAUGAUUUACAGGAAUUAGAAAAAAUGCAAAGUUGAUAGUGUUCAUAUUUAUUUAAUGCCUUUUUUUAAUUUCGAUUAUAUUACUUCAAUUGAUAAUGUAAAUUAUUGUGAAAGAAAAAAAAAAUGAAAAAAUCGAAA
Messenger RNA from Contarinia nasturtii (swede midge), 1728 nucleotides. Its product is annotated as acyl-CoA desaturase. The record is from RefSeq and is a predicted model, not a curated record. Bases 496 to 1626 code for a protein of 376 amino acids. NCBI's taxonomy places the organism in Eukaryota, Metazoa, Arthropoda, Insecta, Diptera, Cecidomyiidae. The transcript is spliced from 11 exons. Gene Ontology annotation, cellular component: endoplasmic reticulum membrane. Gene Ontology annotation, biological process: unsaturated fatty acid biosynthetic process. Gene Ontology annotation, molecular function: stearoyl-CoA 9-desaturase activity; iron ion binding.